Equus caballus (horse) is the source of this 1508-nucleotide messenger RNA. It is a transcript of the gene VENTX, whose product is annotated as VENT homeobox. Gene Ontology annotation, cellular component: nucleus. Gene Ontology annotation, biological process: regulation of transcription by RNA polymerase II. NCBI's taxonomy places the organism in Eukaryota, Metazoa, Chordata, Mammalia, Perissodactyla, Equidae. Gene Ontology annotation, molecular function: DNA-binding transcription factor activity, RNA polymerase II-specific; RNA polymerase II cis-regulatory region sequence-specific DNA binding. The record is from RefSeq and is a predicted model, not a curated record.
UUCCCAACCCCCCCAUCUCGCAGGAGGCUGACCAAAGCCCCGCCCAUCCCCCAGACAUCUUGGAGCCGGGGGAGGUGUGAAUGGCCUCCUUUGUGCCUCUGAAUUGAAGGCCAUUAGGUGCUUCUUAUCUGGGGGGGAUUUGAGCCAUCUCUGCAAACCUGCCUCCCACCCCCUCCUCCCUCUGAGCUUAUAAAUGCAGCCCAGCCCUGUGCUCCGCCCGGCCCACCCAACCAGCAGGCCCUGACCAGCCCUCAGCUGACCCUGCGCCCAGCCCCCACCGUCUACCCUGCGGAGGACCCCCGCUCCCAGCCCCUGCCAUCUAUCCCCGGGCGGAUCCUGAGCAAGGCCGUCUGUCCGGCCAUGCCUCCCUCCUCCCCCGUGCCCAGCGGCUGCAAGCCGACCUCCAGCUUUGGCUCGGUGGACUGGCUGUCUCAGAGCAGCCACGUGGAGCGGUCGCACACCUCCAGGCCUGCCGAGGACUCCCAGGAGAAUUUCUCUGCCCAAGCCAGGGGGUCCAGCCGUGGGGAGCCACCUCAGACCCAGGGCGAGGAGGAGGUGAAGUUCUCAGAAGUGUCUGCACCAGGGACGCCCACAGCCGGAUUGAGCAAGGAGCCAGACACCACGCGGGCUCCCCGCGUGCGCACGGCCUUCACGGUGGAGCAGGUCAGCACCUUGGAGAGCUCCUUCCAGCACCGGCGCUACCUGGGCCCCCUGGAACGCAGGAGGCUGGCCCGGGAGAUGCGGCUCUCGGAGGUGCAGAUAAAAACCUGGUUUCAGAAUCGCCGAAUGAAGCACAAACGACAACUGCAGGACUCACAGCUGAAGGUCCCCUUCUCCGGAGCUCUCUACACACCGCUGGCUUCCUGCCCACCACCUUCUGCCCUGGGCGACAGCCUGCAGCUUCUGUACCCUUGGGCAUCCCUGCCUGGGCCUCCUGCUCUGGUACAGCCCCCUGGCUUCUUCUGGGGUCCCUGCCAAAUGGAACAAGCCUCCCUGCCCUCAGCGUGGGCCUCGUGCAGCGGACAGCCUCUGACAUGCUGCCUCCCAGACCCUGGGGGCCAGGUGCACAUGCUGGGCCUGGCCUUGUCCUGGGGACCUUGGGGCCUGUGCGCCUUGCCAGACAUCGGGGAUGCCUUUUGAGGAAUUGUGGCAGCCCAGAGCCUGCAGCUGGAGUGUGUUGACACCUUGCCAUCCCACACACAGUAGGUGUGCAUGGAGCUGUGCCCUGGCGUGGGCCUCCUGCCCAUCCACACGUGGGGCCUGGAACCCUGACCCGCCUUAAGAUUCUGGAGGGUGUGCAGUUGAGGAUGUUUUAAAGCCGCUCCUUCACUGGAAACUAGCAAAGGGCAGCUCAGGAAGCAGGUAAAGGGUCAAUGAAUAGAACCCCCAAAGGUGAAAGUGGGCUCGCUUUUAGCAAAUGAUAAAAGGUUAAUUUAUUCAAUUUGAGGUGUUGGAAAAUCUGGUUUUCCAGUUGAAAACAAUAAAGGUGGGUCCUUUUUUGUGCUCCA